AUGGGUCCCUGUACGGCCUCCCAUUGCUGCUGUCUCCAUCGCCACACUCUGCCAUGUGCCACUUUCAGGUCUCCUCACACUCCUGCUGGUUUCCAUUUUGUCAUAGGUUGCUGUAUGGCCUCCCAUUGCUGCUGCCUCCACCGCCACACUGUGGCUCCAAACACUGGUUUUGGCCCCGUGACUGGCCAAAUGAGUGAAGUGUGCGGUUGAUUCUAAGAUCGACGGCACUCAUCUGCAUGUCAUACUGACUGACAGUAUUAUUUCUCUUCCCCAGCAGACUCCAAGGGCAUUUAAAAUAAAGGUACAGUGUUCUGCACUAAUAUUA
Messenger RNA from Staurois parvus, 325 nucleotides. The record is from the annotation of a GenBank genome assembly. Lineage: Eukaryota; Metazoa; Chordata; Amphibia; Anura; Ranidae.